UAGCUGAAAUCUGAAUACAUACACUGUACACAACUACACAUAGAAAUCGAGAAUCGCCAUGGAGCUAUUACCCUGGUGCUUAUGCCUGCUGCUGCUCCUCCUCCCUGCCCUUGUACUCCUCGAGUUGCACUGUCACCGGACUCCUCGAGCUACUGCACCACUGACAAGGUUGCCGCCCGGCCCGUGGCGGCUGCCGGUCAUCGGCAGCCUCCACCACCUGCUGACCAUGAAAGACGCUAGGCUCGUGCACCGCGCCAUGGCCGUCCUCGCGCGCCGCUGCAACGCCCCCGUUAUGUACGUCCAGCUGGGAGAGCUACACGUUGUGGUCGUCUCGUCAGCCAACGCUGCGCGAGAGGUUAUCAGGGAGCACGACGCCAACUUCGCCACCCGGACCAUGACCAUGACCAUGAGAGACACCAUCGGAGACAUGGUAGGGCUCGUCCUGUCGCCGCACGGCGCCAUGUGGCGGCGGCUCCGCAGGAUCUGCACAGUCCAACUUCUCAGCGCGAGGCGCGUGCGGUCCUUCCGCCCCAUCCGCGAGGACGAAGCAGCGCGCCUUGCCCACGCCAUCGCCACAGACACGCGCGCUGCGGCGCCCGGCGAGCGGCAGGUGAUGAAUGUCAGCGAGCUGGUAUCUCGGCUCGUGUCCGACACGGUGCUGCGCGCCAUCAUGGGGGAGCGGUUCAGGUGGCGGGAGGAGUUCAUGGCGACGCUUGCCAAGGCGAUGAUGAAGGGCGCUGAGUUCAGCGCCGCCGACUUGUUCCCGUCGUCGAGGCUCCUGCGCACCAUAGGCAGCACGCUGAGGGAAGCCAAGGCGUUGAACACCAAGUUGUUCGGGCUGGUGGAUCGCGCCAUCGACCAGCGCCGGGAGAGGAAGGCUGGCGUGGCUGCGGAAGACGACGACAAUGAAAUGCGCGACUUGCUGGAUGUGCUUUUGAGGUUGCAGGAACACGAUGACCACGACUGCGCUCUCCCAUUGCCGACCAUCAAAGCUGUCAUCCUCGACAUGUUUGGGACCGGAAGCAGCACAACAUCGACAACCAUCCAAUGGGCCAUAUUAGAGCUCAUGAGGAAUCCAAAAGUAAUGCAAAAGGUACAACAAGAGAUACGUCAUGCCUUGGGAUGCAAAUCAAGGGUAACUGAGGAUGACUUGAUCAACCUAAAGUACCUAAAGCUUGUAAUUAAAGAAACCUUCAGAUUACACCCUGCAACAGCCGUACUUUUCCCAAAAGAGUGUCAGGAAUCCUGUAAGAUCCUUGGAUAUGAUGUGCCAAAGGGCAUGCUCAUGAUCAUGAAUGUCUGGGCUAUUGGUAGGGACCCAGAGUAUUGGGAUGAUGCUGAAGUUUUCAAGCCAGAGCGUUUUGAAGGAAUCACGGUUGAUUUCAAAGGCACGGACUUCCAAUUCUUACCGUUUGGAGGAGGACGAAGGAUGUGUCCGGGCAUAAUGUUCGCACAUGCGAACAUUGAGCUGGCCCUCGCAACGCUUCUGUACCACUUUGACUGGCAACUACCACCUGGGGUCACGCCCGAUGCAGUAGACAUGACUGAGAAAUUCGGUGUGGACGUGCGGCCAAAGAGGGAUGUUUACCUUUGUCCAAUCCUUGUUGUGCCGCCGGAAGCGGAGGCCUAG
This is a messenger RNA of Phragmites australis (common reed), 1630 nucleotides long. Its product is annotated as desmethyl-deoxy-podophyllotoxin synthase-like. NCBI's taxonomy places the organism in Eukaryota, Viridiplantae, Streptophyta, Magnoliopsida, Poales, Poaceae. The record is from RefSeq and is a predicted model, not a curated record. The coding region runs from base 59 to 1630 and encodes 523 amino acids. The transcript is spliced from 2 exons. Gene Ontology annotation, molecular function: iron ion binding; heme binding; oxidoreductase activity, acting on paired donors, with incorporation or reduction of molecular oxygen.